AAGAAAUAAAGUUUUUUGCACGUGGUGGGUUCCAACGACGACGCUCGUCACAUUCCUCUUUGCCAUGGCUAGCAACUCCACCACCUCUGUAGUUAGCCUUCCCAAGACGUCGUCAAGAUGCAUCUCUGAGAGCUUCACCGCGACGCACGAUUUCGAGGUAACCAAUUACCCCGAGCUCGACGGCAUGGGCGUCGGCGAGUUCGUUAGCUCAAGCACAUUCAGCGUCGCUGGCUACGAUUGGAAGAUCGACUUCUACCCGGACGGGUGCUGGGAGGAUUCUACCGGCGUUGCGUCAGCCUUUCUAUGUUGUGUCAGCGAGCUGGCGAAGGACGUGAAAACCAAGUUUACCUUCAAUAUGCUGGUAAAAGAGGGCAAAGCGCGGGUGUUGGUAACCAGCUUGGCCUUUUCAAAGUUUGAACAUGUAUUUUCGCCGGAAAGCGCCGUCUGGGGCUUGUCCCAGUUCGUUCAGAAAUCAGAGCUGAAAUCAUCGACCAAUGUCAAAGGUUGCUACUUGAUCAUACGAUGCAUUCUCACCGUUACAAAAGAGCCUCAAACCGUGGCUAAGAGGAACCCUGUCGUGGUACCGCAGCCGAAUCUGCAAGACCAUCUCAGGCACAUGUGGAAAGAUGGACAAGGAGCAGAUGUGACGUUCAAUGUGUGUGGCCAACUGUUCCAUGCUCACAGGUGUUUGCUGGCUGCAAGAUCUCCGGUUUUCAAGGCAGAACUAUUUGGUCCAAUGAAGGAGAAGGCGAGCAUCGAGGUUGUCGACAUCGAGCCCCUAGUCUUCGAGGCGCUUCUUCACUUUGUGUACACGGAUUCCAUGCCUGAUGAUGAGCACUCCAAAGAUGGGACAACGGCAAAGCUUCAGCACCUGCUAGUCGCCGCGGAUCGAUACGGGCUAGAUAGGUUGAGGGCGCUUUGUGAAAGCAAGCUCUGCGAGAGCAUUGACGUGGAGACUGUGGCGACAACACUGGUUUUAGCAGAGCAACACCAUUGCAAGGAUCUCAAGGAAGCUUGUGUUGAGUUCAUUGCUGCAUGGAAUGUGCUACCGGCUGUUAUGGCGACUGAUGGAUUCAAGCAUUUGGUUGCAAGCUGUCCUCUGCUCAUGAGGGAAAUACUGGACAAAGUUUCCUCUAGUGAUUAGUCCUGUACGGAGAACAAACAAUCAUUUGCAUUUGCAUUUCUAUGUUUUACCGUGAUAUCAUGAAUUCGUGUAUGCAUUUUGAUGCUAUUUUCAUCAUACCAAUUUUAGUACUACUUCUAGGCUCAUUUGGCAAAACUAAGUUGUCUCGGUUCUUCCAUCCCUGAAGGGGAUAAUACUCUGCAGGAUGUGCACUGUCCUAUUCUUCAGUUUAUUCAGAUAAUUUCUACCCGAUUGAAAUUAUUAUGGUAAGAACAUUUAUCGCCCAAGUAUUG
Messenger RNA from Triticum aestivum (bread wheat), 1416 nucleotides. RefSeq names its product BTB/POZ and MATH domain-containing protein 2. Gene Ontology annotation, biological process: protein ubiquitination. The record is from RefSeq and is a predicted model, not a curated record. Bases 65 to 1144 code for a protein of 359 amino acids. Gene Ontology annotation, molecular function: protein binding. The transcript has a single exon. NCBI's taxonomy places the organism in Eukaryota, Viridiplantae, Streptophyta, Magnoliopsida, Poales, Poaceae.